This is a messenger RNA of Xiphophorus maculatus (southern platyfish), 3523 nucleotides long. It is a transcript of the gene kcnk10, whose product is annotated as potassium two pore domain channel subfamily K member 10. NCBI's taxonomy places the organism in Eukaryota, Metazoa, Chordata, Actinopteri, Cyprinodontiformes, Poeciliidae. The transcript has 7 exons. Gene Ontology annotation, molecular function: potassium ion leak channel activity. The record is from RefSeq and is a predicted model, not a curated record. The coding region runs from base 710 to 2443 and encodes 577 amino acids. Gene Ontology annotation, cellular component: membrane. Gene Ontology annotation, biological process: potassium ion transmembrane transport; stabilization of membrane potential.
CCGGUCUGAUGGGUCACAGAAGGUCACCGGUUCUUAUCCAUCACACUUCAUUAAUAAUUCACCCCCCACCUCCACAUGUGAAUGAUGUAAUAGUGUGUCUGCCGAUGAUUUGGUGCCGCUGCGCGCCAUGUGCUCAUCUCCCGGCCGCCAGAUGAAGAGAAGAUAAUCCUGGUUUGUGGACAAAUAAAGAGUGAGUAAAAUAUUACCGCAUAAAUUUAAAUAAACGCUGAUUGGAAAUAAAAGUGAUGCUGAGCUUGAUGCGGCCUGACGGAGGAGGCAGGUGGAGUCGUGGCUGCUGGGAGGGAGGGCGGAGAGCAGAGCGUCCUCCCCCGUUGUUCCUGCUGCUGGUGUGAGGCGUGCGUAAAGACGCGUAGAUAGACACGCUCCGGCAGCUCGAGUUGGACCGGACCACUUCUCCAGUGCGACACGGGAUGUGGUUCGGACCAGCGAGUGGUGCGGCACCACGGGGGGAGGCAUCUGAAGCAGCCUGUCUGAACACACCGCGGGGGUGAGGAGGAGGGGGAGCAGCUCCAGCGGAGAGGCAGACAAUGCGGCUGGUCGAUGCGCUCAUCGCUGCUCUCUGAGAAAACAGGCAAUGGACACGGAAUGCGUCGUGACUUGAUUUGAUUUCUUUCUUUCUUUUUUUAUUUUGGGAUUCGCCCUGAAUAUUUUUCCUGCACUGCCUGGUUACUAAGGAACCAAAUCAAAGAUGAAAUUUCCAAUAGAAAACCCGACAAAACAAGUAAACUGGGACCCAGAGCAAGUGGCGGUCCAGACCCACUUGGUGCCGCCCAAAAAGAUGCAGCCAGGCAUGGUGAAGUCCAGCCUGGUCCAUGCCAGCGUGGCCACCAUGCAGAACCCGAUGGGCUACGACCCGCGGGCCAACGGCCACUGCGCCCUGCCGCGCCUCUCCAUCUCCUCACGCUCCGCCAGCAUGGUGGCCAGCCUGGACGCCAGCACCGACGGCUCCAUCGCGGCGCUGCAGUCCGUGAUGAAGUGGAAGACGGUCAUGGCGGUGUUCGUGGUGGUGGUCCUCUACCUGGUGGCUGGAGCUCUGGCCUUCAAGGGCCUGGAGCAGCCCUUUGAGAGCAAACAGAAGACCAGCAUCACCCUGGAGAAGGCCUCCUUUCUGGAGAGGAACCCCUGUGUGACUCCCACCGAGCUGGAUGACAUCAUCAAGCAUGCUAUAGACGCUGUGAGCGCAGGAGUGAGGCCCAUUGGAGAAACGUACAACUCCAGCUACUGGGACAUGGGCAGCGCCUUCUUCUUUGCUGGAACGGUCAUCACCACCAUAGGUUAUGGGAACAUCGCUCCCAGCACGGAAGGCGGGAAGAUCUUCUGCAUCCUUUAUGCCAUCUUUGGCAUCCCUCUCUUUGGCUUCCUGUUGGCGGGGAUCGGAGACCAGCUGGGCACCAUGUUUGUGAAAAGCAUCUUGCGAGUUGAAAAGAUAUUCAGGCAAAAACACAGACAGAUCAGCCAGACGAAGAUAAGAGUGACAUCCGCCCUCUUGUUCAUCCUCGCCGGCUGCAUCGUCUUCGUCACCAUCCCUGCUGUCAUCUUCAAACACAUCGAGGGCUGGACCACACUGGAGGCCAUCUACUUCGUUGUGAUCACCCUCACCACCGUGGGCAUCGGCGACUACGUGGCAGGUGGGAAUCGCACCAUCGACUACAUGAACUGGUACAAGCCUCUGGUGUGGUUCUGGAUCCUGGUGGGGUUGGCGUACUUUGCUGCUGUUCUCAGCAUGAUCGGAGACUGGCUGAGAGUUCUUUCUAAAAAGACCAAAGAAGAGGUCGGGGAGAUCAAGGCUCACGCUGCUGAGUGGAAGGCAAACGUCAGAGCGGAGUUCCGUGAAACGCGACGGCGCCUGAGCGUGGAGAUCCACGACAAGCUCCAGCGGGCCGCCACCAUCCGCAGCAUGGAGCGCCGCCAGCUGGGCCUGGAGCAGCGCGCUCACUCGCUCGACAUUCUCUCUCCAGAGAAGCGGGCGAUGUUCGCCAGCCUGGACGGCGGCCGCUUCAAGACUUCUUCCCAAGAGAGCAUCAACGGAAAACUGAACAACCUGAGGCUGAAGGGCGCCAGCGAGGCGUACGACCAGCAGGGCAGCGAGCAGACGCCGCAGACUGCGUCUUCCUCAGAGGAAAACCUCUUCAACCUGCGCUUCGGCUCGCUUACCAAGCUGGCCCGGCGCAACAAGAACCGCGACCUGUGCAGGAACAUCACCGAAGACUCCCGGCGUACCAGCAUGGCCAUCAACACGCCCAUGCAAGGGGAGGAGAGAACGGGCGAGGAUGAGGAGCCAGACGAAGAGAGCCGAGAAAAGAAAGAGGAAAACAUCAGCCUGACAAACCUGUCGCAGUAUGCAGCGGAGCGCAGCAAGCUCAACGUCUUCACACCGACACAGGCCAAGGACAGAGAGAGCGAUCAGAUCUCAAAUGCAUGAACACUUCAACUGCAGACAUAGACUCUAGAAAGAGAGAAAGAAAGUCGGACUGAGUCACAGGGAGAGUUCACAGACCUUUGAGAUGUCAAGAAACGUGCCUUUUCUGUUUCCUAUGCUUCGACUGGAACCGUUCCCAUCAAAUUCAGUCAUCGUGCCAUAGCAAUGGGAAGAGAACCUGCUGCCAAAAAUGAAUCAAAACAAACAUCCAGAAGAGCCUGUUGUUCGAUUACCUCAUUACAUAUGUUGCUGUAAAAUGGGCUACCUGUGAUGUGAACUGAGCUGUCACACGUUCAGCCCUGGAGGCGCUCACGAGACGGCCAUCUGUUCACCCUGAAUCUUAUUUUUCUCUCACACUGUGGGAGCGACAGCCAGAGAGCUGGAUUCCUGUCAUUCAUCUCCAGAGACAUUAUCGAUCAUUUUGUCAUCUCAUACCGUGGUGGCUGUUUAUGGGCCGCCGGCCUGCUGAGGAGGGACUUCAACCUUAAUGACUGCAGUUUGGAAGGUUUCGGUUUUGCUGGAUCAAUAAACAAUGCUAGUAGCUACCUAGAGGACAUGUACAAUUAUCCCUACAUUGUAUGUGGCUUUGCAUAUGUAGCCUGACAGUAAAAAAAACAACUAAAUAUUAAAAUCUGUGAUGAAAAAAAUGAAGAAAAACUAUACACAGUGCAUGGUUAUUAAAACACAACCAUAGCAGCUAGCUGGAAUAACCUAAAGAGUUACAGCUGUUAUAAUGUUUCCUUUUUGUGAAAAAAUAAAAUGUUUGGCUUUCACUCCUGGUUUCUGCUCAUCCACAGUAAAACUAAUGUGUUUUUGUAACGUCUAAUUGUGAAUUAACACAAACAUCCAAACAACUCCGGCAAGAUUGUCAGCAGCCUUUAUUGUACACAAAUUUUUUACACUUUUUUCAAUCUGCCUUUUAUUUCUAUCAGGAUUUGACAUGUCUACCUUGAUUCUGUUCAUGAAUGUGAUGCUGUUGAUUUUUAUACUCACUAGCAUGUUUGCAUCUGUGUUUCCUUGUUUUUCUAUCAACCACACACCUCGGUUUUGUGUAUUUUCCAUUAAACUGUAACAUGAACAAAA